AUGGUGUUCAGCUGUUCGCUCCCCUCUCGCCCUGUCACUCCGUCCCCGGCCGGCCGCGAGCGCCCCUUUGCAGCCAGGCCCGGGGGUCGGCGCCGGCCAGACCGAGGGGGCGCUGAGCUGCUUCUGGGGAGCAUUUACCCAGCUGCGAGGGACCCCGAAACUCAGAGCAUGACGGAGAAGGAGGCGCUGGCGCCACCAGCCUCGCCCGCGCCAGGGGGGAAGCCAGCGAGCAGGCUCCGGGCGCUGAAGCAGCUGUUUCUGCGGAGGCCCAAGGAGGAGCCGCCAGCGGAGCCGCAGCCCAACGGGGAGCUGGUCAGCCCCACGGGGGGGCCCCUCUACUACUUCUACGAGGAGGAGGAGGAGGAGGAAGAGGAGCCCGAGCCGCCCCCCGAGCCCCAGAAGCCCGUCAACGACAAGCCCCACAAGUUCAAGGAUCAGUACUUCAAAAAGCCCAAGUUCUGUGAUGUCUGCGCCCGCAUGAUUGUCCUCAACAACAAAUUCGGCCUGAGAUGCAAGAACUGCAAAACCAGCAUCCACCACCACUGCCAGUCCUACGUGGAGAUGCAGCGCUGCUUCGGCAAGAUCCCCCCCGGGUUCCGCCGGGCGUACAGCUCCCCCCUUUACAGCAACCAGCAAUACGCCUGCGUCAAGGAGCUGCUCUCGGCAGCCAAUCGCAGCGACCCCGUGUUCGAGACCCUCCGGACGGGCGUCGUCAUGGCCAACAAGGAGCGGAAGAAAGGGCAGGACGAUAAGAAGAAUCCCUUGGCCGCCAUGAUGGACGAGGAGCCGGAGCCUGGGAAGCACGAAGUGGGCAAACUCGAGGCAGGCAACCCAGAAGGGGACAAGAAGGCAGAGAAAAGCACUCCCGACGACAAGAACAAGAAGCCCCAGCCCGGCUUCCUGCAGACUCAUUACUUCGUGGCGCUUUAUCGCUUCAAAGCCCUGGAGAAGGACGAUCUGGAUUUCCACCCGGGGGAGAAGAUCACGGUGGUGGAUGACUCCAACGAGGAGUGGUGGCGGGGGAAGAUGGGCGAGAAAAUUGGCUACUUCCCCCCAAACUUCAUCAUCCGGGUGCGGGCGGGCGAGCGGGUGCACAAGGUCACCAGGUCCUUUGUGGGCAACAAGGAGAUCGGGCAAAUCACGCUGAAGAAGGAUCAGAUCGUGGUGCAGAAGGGGGAGGAAGUGAACGGCUACGUCAAGGUCUACACCGGCCGCAAGGUGGGGCUCUUCCCCGUCGACUUCCUGGAGGAGAUUUGAGCCCGGGCCGGCGCCGGCAGUGGUCUUUAGCCAAGGGGCAAGCGGGCCUGGCCUGGAGCCGCGCCUCGGGCCCGAACACGGCCACCGGGGGCAGCUGCAGA
Messenger RNA from Terrapene triunguis (Three-toed box turtle), 1358 nucleotides. RefSeq names its product SH3 and cysteine rich domain 3 (gene STAC3). The record is from RefSeq and is a predicted model, not a curated record. Lineage: Eukaryota; Metazoa; Chordata; Testudines; Emydidae. Gene Ontology annotation, molecular function: protein binding. Gene Ontology annotation, biological process: skeletal muscle contraction; positive regulation of voltage-gated calcium channel activity; positive regulation of protein localization to plasma membrane. Gene Ontology annotation, cellular component: extrinsic component of cytoplasmic side of plasma membrane.